This is a messenger RNA of Puccinia triticina, 873 nucleotides long. RefSeq lists its product as uncharacterized. The coding region runs from base 1 to 873 and encodes 290 amino acids. Lineage: Eukaryota; Fungi; Basidiomycota; Pucciniomycetes; Pucciniales; Pucciniaceae. The record is from RefSeq and is a predicted model, not a curated record. The transcript has 6 exons.
AUGUCCGUUGCUGAUCAAAUCCCGGGUGAACCCGAGUUCAAAAUGGACCGAUUUGGACCCGCGCUUCAGCACCUCCCGACAUCAGCGAAAGGGUUUGAGGUUCCGUAUCCGUUGGAUGAUCCGCACAUGAGCGAACAGUUGAAUUUCUUCAAAACUGCGACUCUGAUUGAAGAUUCAGAAGAAUUGAAGGCACAUAUUCUUGCCAUUCGAGAUGAAUGCUGCAAAGCUUUCCCGUUUCCAUGCAUCUUGUCACCGGAUACCCAAAAUAUCUUAAUGGAUAUCGGCGCUGGUAUGGGCACUGACUUGAGACAGAUCGUAUCUCAUGGAUGGAAUCGUGCCGAUGUCAUUGGCAUGGACAUAACUAGAGAUUGGGAGACUUUGGGAUACAAACUCUUCAGAGAUUCUGAGCGCCCCAUACCGAGUUUCUUAGGGGACAUUUUGAGCACAGAAGUCUUGAGCGCUUCUGCGCCUGUCGAGGUCAUACCCCCGAGGAUCGAUCUCCGCUCAUUGAAAAGUCUCAAUCCCUUGAAAGGGAGGGUGAAGUUUUUGAUUUUGAAUCAAGUAUUCCACUUAUUUGACGAAGCGCAUCAAACCAUUCUGGCCGAGCGAUGUGCGUUACUAUUAUCCGACGAAGCAGGAAGUGCGAUCUUUGGCAUGCAAAUGGGCGGCUACACGAAGGGAUUCGAAUCCAAGGUUUUUGUCCAUUCCCCAGAAUCUUGGAGAAACAUGUGGGACUCGAUCUUUGGCCCAAACAAAGUGAAGGUGAUUGCAGAAUUGGUUGACCUGCCUCCAUGCCAAAGAAAUGCCCUCAAAACACUUUUUCCAACUAGUCGAGAUAUUGUUAGAUUGUAUUGGUCCGUCACUAGAAUUUAA